Messenger RNA from Erythranthe guttata (spotted monkey flower), 584 nucleotides. The record is from RefSeq and is a predicted model, not a curated record. NCBI's taxonomy places the organism in Eukaryota, Viridiplantae, Streptophyta, Magnoliopsida, Lamiales, Phrymaceae.
ACAAGAACAACGUAGGCGUGAAACAAGCACGUACCUUGAAUUACACUGGUUUUUCGUUCUCUCUCUCUCCCACCCAAUAAAUAUUCUUCAUUUAUCAAAUUCUUUCGCCAUUUCCAUAUUUAGUAGCCACCCUUUUUGCUUCGUGUUUAUUUCUUUCUUUCUUUUCGUUUCGCCGCCAUUGCAGAGGUAAUUAGAGCUCUACAUCUCUCUAGCUCUAUAUAUAUACAUACACACACAUAUAUAUAUAAUAAACGGCAAUGGCGGCGCCGGAGGAAGUUGUUUCCAGGAAGUCAGGAGCGGCGGAGCCACCGCUUUCUGGGCACGCCACUCCGCCACGUCAAGAUCAUGAUUUCACAAAGGUCGCGGAAUCCGAAGCGGCGAGACAACCUCUCGAUAGAGAUAUCGCAAUGGCGAAGCUAGAACACGAGAAGAAGUUGUCGUUUAUUAAAGCUUGGGAGGAAAGGGAAAAAAGCAAAGUUGAGAACAAGGCUCAAAAGAGGCAGGCAAAAGUUUCAUCAUGGGAAAAUAGCAAGAAGGCAUCUCUUGAAGCCCAACUCAAGAAAAUACAGGUAAUUAAACACUAA